CUGACCUAAGCAUCGAGAGUUUGUUUCUCGCGGCCAGCAUCGUUUUCCUCCCCCCCACCCAUUUGAGUCUUGAUUUCAGGGCGAGUGCGUCUUCCUCCCGAAUCUCACUCACGAGAUAAAUAAGCCCACUGGUGGCUUAUUUCCUCUCCCUCCCAUUCGUUGCGGCAUACGGAAGUAGCGGGGGGAAGAUGUCACGUCACGUCACACUUUCUUCUUGUCUCUGACGAUCAUGGGCUCACCACCCAAGCCCUGGGAGAGGAAUGUAGCUUCUUCUUCUUCUGCUGCGCCUCCGUCUUUGCCAUCGAUGACGACUACCUCUGCAGUGCCAGAGAGGCCGCCUGCAUUUGGGACAACUACAGCGAUCAGCUCGUCUCCAUAUGCUGCAUCGCCGUACUCACGUAUGGGCACGUAUGGGGGCUAUGGGGGCAUGGCAGGCGGGUACGGUGGCAUGGGAUACGGUGGAAUGGGAUAUGGAGGGAUGGGAUACGGAGGGAUGGGCUAUGGAGCCGGGUACGGGAUGGGAGGCGGGUUCGGCGGCAUGGGAUAUGGGAUGCCCUAUGGUGGCGGUUUCGGGGACCCCAAUAUGCCAAGUCUGACGCAGCAGUUGGAGAGCACGACGCAGCAUACAUUUAGCCUCCUCCACUCGAUUGUCCAGACAUUUACCGGCGUCGCACAGAUGCUCGAGAGCACCUUUAUGGCCACCCAUUCCAGUUUCUUUGCCAUGGUCGGUGUCGUUGACCAGUUUGGCCAGCUCAGAGAUGCCUUGGGAGGGGUGCUCGGCUUGUUUGGUCUCGUUAGGUGGAUGAGAGGGUUACUUACUGGCCGCCCAAAUGAUGGAGGAUUUGGCGGGGAUUUCAAGCGUUUCGCUAAUGGGACGCCUCCUCCUCCGCCUCGACAGCCGAUAAACAAGAAACCGCUCAUUAUCUUCCUACUUGCCGUCCUUGGCAUUCCGUUGGCGAUGACAAGACUCAUUAAACUCAUCAGCGAAAAGGCCCAGAGGGAGCAGCAGCACGCUAUUCAGGGUCCAUUGGAUCCUGCGAGUCUCACGUUUGUGAGGGCCCUCUAUCCGUUCGAUGCGACGAAUCAUCAAGAGCUGGCCUUGAAGGAAAACGAGAUUGUGGCGAUUGUGGCCAAAUUGGAUCCGUCGACUGGGGCAGAGGUCGAUCCGAGGUUGUCUGUUGAGUCGGAGUGGUGGAAGGGUCGGACGAGGGAUGGAAGAGAGGGUUGGUUCCCUAGAAAAUGGGUUGAGAUUCUCGAACGAAAAGAGAAAAAAGUUGCUUAGAAUUCGUAUAUGUUGUCUGUAUUUUAUAAUUCACGAGCCUGGCGGUUGUGGCA
Messenger RNA from Guyanagaster necrorhizus, 1335 nucleotides. RefSeq lists its product as uncharacterized. NCBI's taxonomy places the organism in Eukaryota, Fungi, Basidiomycota, Agaricomycetes, Agaricales, Physalacriaceae. The record is from RefSeq and is a predicted model, not a curated record. Bases 230 to 1282 code for a protein of 350 amino acids. The transcript has a single exon. Gene Ontology annotation, molecular function: protein binding. Gene Ontology annotation, cellular component: peroxisomal membrane; peroxisomal importomer complex; peroxisome. Gene Ontology annotation, biological process: protein import into peroxisome matrix, docking.